UUGUUUCAUUGCUGGAUUGACGUUAUGAAUAAUAUAAACGAGCUAUCUUAUCAUUCUGUCACGUGGAAACAAUUGGAAUGAAAACAUAGUGAAUAUUUCAUGUUCUAGGAAAGUCAAAGUCGUACAUUUCGAGAUUAUUAUCUAGUCUUGCGACUUUCAGUGAUUCCCCUCAGUGGCAAACUAUUAUCCUUCCGUUAUCGGGCGCAACUGCGCAAUUAUACCACGUGACCAAGCCAUCUGGCAGAACAGUCGCGGACUUCUCCCUUGUGUCAUUACAUAGUCACAGCUGAACUGUAUUAACUGGUGUCUGGCAAAAUCUUCUAAGGAUUCAAAAUGCGAAUCUCCGCCGUCCUAUCAUUGACGAUGGCGAUGGUGACGCUCAUGGGCGGAUCGGAAGGGACAAAUCGUCCCAUAGUGGGCAUUCUCGCCCAGGAGCUUCCCUGGAUAUUGAGAGUUUUCGGGAGAACCAGCUUCGUACCUGCCUCAUAUGUAGAAGCAGUCGAGGCUUCUGGAGCCAGGGCUGUCCCCAUAUUCAUCAACCAAACUAUGGACUACUACAGGCACAUGAUGACUUCCAUAAACGGUGUCGUGUUUCCGGGGGGCGGAACAGAUUUUAGUGCCCCCCACGGCUAUGCAGCGGCCGGCAGGAUCAUCAUGGAUAUUGCCCAACAGCUACAAGACUCCGGCGUGUCCAUCCCCAUCCUUGGUGUCUGCCAAGGGUUCCAACUCCUCAUGUACCUUUCGGCCAACAGCACAUCCGAGGGCUACAUCUUAGUGGGUUGUAACGCCACUGAUGUUGCUCUCCCUCUGGACUUCCGGCCGGGAUUCAAUCGGAGUUCUCUCUUCAAACGUGCCUCCGAUGAGAUUAUAGAGAUCCUGCAAAAUCUCCCCGUCACCUCAAACCACCACAGAUUCUGCGUAACCGAAAAGACGUUCAAGUCUCAUGGAUUGCAAAAGUCAUGGCAGGUCCUUUCCACCAACCGGGACGUGAAUGGCAUGGAAUUCAUCUCCAGCGUAGAGCACUACCGGCGGCCUUUCGUGGGUCUGCAGUUCCAUCCCGAGGUCAACGCUUUCAAAUGGAACCCUGUACAGGGUAACCCACAUUCGCACAAGGCCAUCCUAAGCGCCCGCCACUUCUACGACUGGUUGGUGGAGAAGAGUAGAGCCAACAACCAGAGCUUCUCCAACCUCCAGGAAGAGCACAACAGCCUAUUCAGCAACUACUGUCCUGAUUUAAUGCACGGAAACACGGUCGACGAAUACCGGGCAUACUUUUUUUAUUAAGUAGCCAGGAAUGUAAUUACCACAUUCGUACAAUACUCCUAGACGAUUCUUGUACAUAAGCGUUUUAUAUUUGUCACAAUGAUGAAGGACUAUUUUUAUCUACAUUAUUGCCCAAGAAUUACAGUUCCUAAACUUCCCACCUAUUGAAGAAGAGUUAUUUAGUGGAAGGAUCCAGAUACUCACUUCCUAUCCUUACUCUGUGGAAAUUGAAACCUCUAUGUAGUAAAUACCUUGCAAUAACAAUAAAACUGCACUGAAAUGAAACCAAACGAGAUAAUCAAACAAUUUACACGGUUAAACUAUUAAAUACAAUACUAAUAUUGGCAUACAACUUUUUAAAGAACCUAAUUGGUGAUCGGCGGAACCGAGUCUUGCGACCCCAAACUUCAAGGCACAUAGGAGUGAUACACAUGUAGCUAGUUUAUAAAAUAUUACAUUCUAUGGAUAUAGUAAUGUAAAUCCGAGGUGAAAGCCUUCUUUAUGGUACUAAAUUAAAUGUAAAGCGCUAUAUUAAAUUAUUUACUUAUUGU
Molecule: messenger RNA, 1814 nt
Organism: Homalodisca vitripennis (glassy-winged sharpshooter)
Lineage: Eukaryota; Metazoa; Arthropoda; Insecta; Hemiptera; Cicadellidae
Product: gamma-glutamyl hydrolase A-like
Exons: 6
Coding region: 334-1284 (316 amino acids)
Biological process (GO): tetrahydrofolylpolyglutamate metabolic process
Cellular component (GO): vacuole
Molecular function (GO): gamma-glutamyl-peptidase activity
Source: RefSeq, a predicted model, not a curated record